Erinaceus europaeus (western European hedgehog) is the source of this 2026-nucleotide messenger RNA. RefSeq names its product transmembrane protein 273 (gene TMEM273). The coding region runs from base 78 to 356 and encodes 92 amino acids. NCBI's taxonomy places the organism in Eukaryota, Metazoa, Chordata, Mammalia, Eulipotyphla, Erinaceidae. The record is from RefSeq and is a predicted model, not a curated record. The transcript has 5 exons.
CUUGGCUCUUGUCCCCAGAUUUAGGGUCACGCAGCUGCUGUGUCUGCUGAGUGAGGAGAUAGAAGCAGAUAACCAAUAUGGACUUGGAAGCCAGCAUGCUGAGAGCCGUCCUCAUUCUCCUGGCCAUUGGAGGAGCUCAAGUAUUGGCAACGGACAAAUCUGAUGGAGCUGAAAUUGAUAUCAAAUAUGCCCUCAUUGGGACUGCUCUGGGUGUCGCCAUAUCUGCAGGCUUCCUGGCCCUGAAGAUCUGCAUGAUCAAAAAGCACUUGUUUGAUAAUGAAUCCUCAGACCUUCGAAGCACAAACCAGGGCUUGGAUGGUCAAACUUCAACUUCUCGGAAAGAACUGCACAAGUAAUUGAGCUCUGAUUGAAUGACUGCUUCAUGAGGGGUUCAGGUUCAGCAGUCUGACAUAUGUCCAAGACAUAAGCACUCGUGGGGAUAUUUUGACUUUCAGGAUCCAUGGCUGGUGAUAGGCCUUCAAAUGGAACUUAAUACCCAGGGCAAAUAAUAGAAAAAAAUGGAAUCUGAAAUGCUUCGGUCUUGAAGGAAAGCAUUGUCUCUCUGCUGCAAGAAGUUGAUUGCAUAAUGGGAGGCAUGAACACUGUAUCCUGCAAUAACAAAGGAUGGAAGCCAAUCCACAUUGCCUGUCCUGUUAAAGCUGUCACACUUCUGUGACGGCAUUGUAGUUCUGUCAAAACUCAAGACACAACUUUCUCAGUAUCACCAUCUUAUCAGGAGGUUAGCAGAACUUUUUGGACUGUUGCACCCAUCUGAGCUGUCAGAAUAAUAGCAUAAAGACACAUCUGUGAACAUUCAUGAGUCUUGAAACAUGGUGGCAAUGUAGGCAAUCUCUGAUCCUGUCAGUGAAAGCCUGAGCUUCUAAAAGAAGAAAUGGUGAGCUAGGCUGGGGUGUGAGGGAGGGGUAGUGAGAAGGAGGGCUCUUGAUGACAGUGGAGUGGGCCUGCAGCUGUUGUGUAGUGUACAAUAAUGGAGUCAAUAAAGGAGUAAAUGAGAAAACAGAUGCAACACCCUGUUGAGAGCUAUACAAAUGUAAAUGACUAUUGUUAGGCUUAUAGAAUUAUUUUAUGGUUAUUAUUAUAAUAUUGUGAAGGAUUUACACUCAGAAGGAUUGACAAAGGCUUAGGGAUGUCACACCUUUUUUUUUUUUUAAAUUAUUUACCUAAGGUACUGAGGCACCAUCCCCAUUAACAUUUCUCUCCCCUGUUAUAUUGGCCCUGCGUUUCUGCACCAAAAUUCCACCAUUUCAUUCAACUGAAAUCUGGGUGUUUGUAUGGAACUGGCUCUCUUUAUAUCAGGUUACUUCCAUCUGCAUGAUGAAAGAUGAGCUAUAUUUCAAAACAAAGUGCUGUGUUACAAUAAUUUGUCUGGAUUCCCUUGGCAUCUUUUAUCUGACUUGAUAACAAUGUAGUUCAUUAGCAGUCUUUAACUGAUAACCUAAAGCGGUAAUGUGAUACUCAUAAGCAAUUUUCUGUGUGUAAGAUAGAAUAAACCAUCACAUAAGGUAUCUGUUAAUUGAUUUGCUCCUUUUAGCAGCAUUUUAAUUAAGACAUCUGGUUUGUGAAUGCCAGGGACACUGGUGAACCAAAGCAAAUGCUUGUGAAUUCACAGUAGUUGUUUGAUUUUUCUGUAGAUACAGUAGAACUAAUUAUAAGAUCCUUGUUUAUCCCCCAUCCCACACCAGGAUCUGUAUUUCCAGCACUAUUCCUGAAAACUGAUUUUGUCUGAAUGACUCCCAUGUAAAGAACAGGGAAGUAUAUUGAAAUCAGCACUAUUCCGGGGUUAGAAAAGUUGGUGUGUCCUUGAGGCAGAAUAAGCUGUCCCCAUUCCCCACCAGUAAGGGGGAAGCUUCAUGAGUGGUAAAGCAAUGCUGCAGGUGGCUCUCCUUCUAUCUCUAUUUCUAGCUACCCUUCCCUCUGAAUUUCUACCUGUCUCUAUCCAAAAACAAAUAAGGUACUUAAAAAAUGGAGCUAGGAAGACAACAUAGUAGUUAUGCAAAAAUAUUUA